AUGUCGUCCGCCGCGAAACGCCUCGCCGGCAAAACCAUCCUCAUCACCGGUGCCUCCUCGGGCAUCGGCCGCUCCACAGCACUCGAGUUCGCCCGCACCUCACCCGACAAUCUCAAAUUGAUCCUGACAGCGCGCCGCAUCAACCGGCUUCAAGACCUUGCAGCCGAAAUCACAAAGGAGCAUCCCGGCGUCAAAGUCCACCCGGUGCAGCUGGACGUGAGCAAUCCAGAGGAAGUGCGAAACCUGCUGGGGUCUCUACCGGACGAGUUCAAGGAGGUCGAUGUCCUGGUUAACAAUGCCGGCCUCGUAAAAGGCAUCGCCCAAGCCCCCUCAAUCCUCGAAUCGGACAUGCAGACCAUGCUCUCCACAAACGUCACCGGCCUCAUAAACAUGACGCAGGCAAUCCUCCCCUCCAUGCUCGCGCGCAACAACGGCGUCGGCGCCGGCGACAUCAUCAACAUCGGCUCGAUCGCCGGCCGCGAGCCCUACGUCGGCGGAAGCAUCUACUGCGCCACGAAAGCGGCGGUGCGUUCUUUUACAGAAUCCCUGCGGAAAGAGCUGAUUGCCACGCGCGUCCGGGUGAUUGCGGUUGAUCCGGGGCAGGUGGAGACGGAUUUCUCGGUUGUGAGGUUUUAUGGGGAUAAGAGUAAGGCGGAUAAGGUGUAUGAGGGGUGCGAGCCGUUGACGCCGGAUGAUGUGGCGGAGGUUAUUGUGUUUGCGGUGGGGAGGAGGGAGAAUGUGGUUCUUGCGGAUAGCUUGGUGUUUCCGAAUCAUCAGGCGAGUGCGACGAUUAUGCAUCGGAGGUAG
Molecule: messenger RNA, 807 nt
Organism: Aspergillus mulundensis
Lineage: Eukaryota; Fungi; Ascomycota; Eurotiomycetes; Eurotiales; Aspergillaceae
Product: SDR family oxidoreductase
Exons: 2
Coding region: 1-807 (268 amino acids)
Cellular component (GO): cytosol
Molecular function (GO): oxidoreductase activity
Source: RefSeq, a predicted model, not a curated record